AGUGCUCCACUGGGGAUUACACUAGCCACUUUAGAUCUCAAGGAUGCAGAAACUAUAAGUCAAUUGUGGCCACAUCGUGACCCCGAAGCCAUGAAUCGGACUCGUCGUCUAAUACAGUAUAAUGUUUCUGUGGGAGCUUAUGAUGGGACUGGCAAAUUAAUUGCCUGGUGCUUGAGACAUACCAACGGCUCAUUGGGUCUGCUUCAAGUUCUGGAGUCUCACAGACGUUUGGGUCUGGGCAGUUUGAUGGUUCGCUAUCUCUCAAAAACGAUCUCAGCCCUGGGAGAUGUAGUUCAAGCGCCUGUGGUGCCUGAAAAUAUUCCAUCACGCAAAAUGUUUGAGAAACUGGGAUUUCAAUCUAUUGAUAAGAUACAUUGGAGUCUUCAGAAAUGAAUGAAUGAAGGAAAAGUAAUAAUUAUCGUAAUAAUAAAAAUGUCAUAUAGGUUCCAUAAUAUUUUACUUGUGUUCUCACAUAAGAUCUAUGUGCCUUCCCAUAAAUAUAAAAAUAUUAAAUUUUUAAGUGCUUUAAAAAAUAUGCGAAGCAAGU
Drosophila willistoni is the source of this 547-nucleotide messenger RNA. RefSeq lists its product as uncharacterized. The record is from RefSeq and is a predicted model, not a curated record. Gene Ontology annotation, molecular function: acyltransferase activity, transferring groups other than amino-acyl groups. The transcript has 2 exons. Lineage: Eukaryota; Metazoa; Arthropoda; Insecta; Diptera; Drosophilidae. Bases 91 to 393 code for a protein of 100 amino acids.